Marchantia polymorpha subsp. ruderalis is the source of this 1622-nucleotide messenger RNA. The record is from the annotation of a GenBank genome assembly. Lineage: Eukaryota; Viridiplantae; Streptophyta; Marchantiopsida; Marchantiales; Marchantiaceae.
CCGUCUUCAUGGACCAUAUCCGAAGUGUAGAAGCCCAGAACCUUGGCUCUGGCACUGCCGCCUCACGCCGAAAGCUCGUAGGAAUCAAAUGCAUUGCGAGCGGUGCUGGAGGAGAUCGAAUGAGAUCUACCACGCGCAGUUGGCUACCGGGCCCAUCGAACGCUGGUGACAAGAAUCUCGUCGGAAGUCUGUGAAUCGGAGGCUCGGGUUGAUCCAUCUGUGCCCCUGUGGACAGCGAUUGCAAGGGCAAAUCAAGGCGCAAAGGGCGAAGCGCAGAUACGUCUCGAAACCGCACUAAAAGAGCACCGGAGGACGAGAUGGAUGCCCAGUUCCAGAGGUAUGAUCGCUUCGACCAAGGGCUGGAGAGUUGCUGAGGUCGCUGAAGGGUGGGUGAGGGGCGCCACGAGGUCCAGCAUUCGUCACAGCUCUCUUAAAAGCUCUGCAGCAUCCGCCGUGUCCACCUUCUGCUUCACCCACCGCGCUCAAUCGCGCUCUCCAGGCUAAGAAAGGUUCGCGCUCGGGGCACACUCGCUCUUCCAUCCGAAGAACUUCAGCCUGCUGCAGGAACAGAGUCGUGGACGGGCAUUGAGACUUCCUUCGAAGGCAGAAAGGCAGAAAAAUCCUCCAGGCGAGACCAUCUCGGCCAUUGUCGGAGCCAUCGAUGGAGCCAUCACCGAGCCAGACGCAAUCGCCGACCCCGAAAUCGGGCGUUCUCGUCGCACUGGAUGAGCUCGACAAGUGGGUAUCCGUGAAGGUGCACGAAAUUGGCCGGAGGAUUCCUCGAUCGACUCUUCGCGCGUUGGAGCAUUCAGGGGACGGCCGAUUCUGCAUCCCGAUUACUGCCGCAAUCUGGGUAACCCCCGUUCUCUUCAAAUUCCCGGAGCUGCGCAGCUUCUUGCUCAAUUUGUUCGUGGCUUUUAUGUUCGAUCUGGUUUUCAUCGGCACGCUCAAGUCGAUCAUUCGCCGCCCUCGACCCGUCUACAACAAGGGCAUGUACGUGUUCGUCUCGGUGGAUCAUUGGUCUUUCCCCAGUGGCCAUGCUUCCAGAGCUCUCAUGGUGGCCGCAUUCUUCUGGUUCUACGAGCCAAUGUGGGGCGUUCUCUGCACCGAGCAUCUCGUCCCCACUGCCAAGCCAUACCUGGACCAGCUGUACCCAGGCAGCGGCAUGGUUCUCUCCAGCCUGAAGGCACUGGUCGCUCCCGCAGCGUUGUAUCUUCUGAGCAUGUGGGCCGUGGCCACUGCCAGUUCCCGGGUGCUGUUAGGCCGGCAUUACGUCAUGGAUGUCAUGGCAGGUUCCGCCAUUGGCCUCUUAGAAGCUUCAUUCUUGCAUUCUUUUCUUCACAUUUCCCCGAGUGUAUCUCAAUCCUUGCAUUCUUGGCUGCUGGCCAAGCUUGGAAUCCCCAAUCUGCAGUAGCUCGUCUGCUCCCGCAGUGUACAAUACAUCGACGAAACCUGUAAUUCAGUUCAUUCGAAAAUGCUGCGAUCUCAAUUCUUGAUCGAUAGAGGAUUGUUGUAUCUUUUCAUCGAAACUAUUGUUAUCGAUUCUUUGGCAUAGCUCUGUCUCUGUGUGAGAGACUGAAAUGUAGGAGCAUAACAAAAGCUCCAGACUUUGUUACUGUCCA